Messenger RNA from Cucurbita maxima (winter squash), 1866 nucleotides. Its product is annotated as transcription factor bHLH143-like. The record is from RefSeq and is a predicted model, not a curated record. The transcript is spliced from 2 exons. Bases 135 to 1226 code for a protein of 363 amino acids. Gene Ontology annotation, molecular function: protein dimerization activity. NCBI's taxonomy places the organism in Eukaryota, Viridiplantae, Streptophyta, Magnoliopsida, Cucurbitales, Cucurbitaceae.
AGAUAGAUUCUGUAUUCUUGCGUUCAUAUUAAGCUGGCGUCUUUUGUUAUUUUUCUUAAUCCUAAGAGAUACGGAAACUGCAAUCACUAGUUUACAACACCCUCUUUCUGGUGAAACUAAAUUGUUUUGAUUGGAUGGGAGAAGCUUGGGAAGCCGGACGUCCUCCUAAGCUUCUUUUUGAUUGGCAAACAUCUCUGUUAAAUUCUUUUGGUACUGUACCGAAUCUGGGCCAAUCUAAUCCCACUGCUUCAAGUAUUGGCAACAAUAUGGUCAUAACGAAUGGAUCUUACCCAGGAAACUCUGCAUUGAAGGUUCCUCAGUCCCAGCCAGGCCUAAUGAAUGAACCGUGUAAUUGGUUUGAUUACUUUGGACCUUCACCUCGAGCAACUUUACCUGUUAAGAGUCCUAUUUACCAUGAUAAACUAGCGGCUCUAAGUAAAGGACUUUCGAAGGAGGCUCUGGCACCUCUUUCUAGCUCUGGAGCUCAGCCGAAGGAAUUUCUUGUCAUUGAUCAAUCUGCAGAUAAAACAACUUUGGUUUUAUGUUCUGGAGUUGGUGGUCCUGUCCAGUUACUUACUUCAUUGACUCCACAGCCUACUGCUCCUUGUAAAUUCAAUGGAGAAGAUACAGGGAAGAAACGUGAUUUCAUUUAUGACUCGAAACUAGUUUUGUCAAAUGAUUUUUCUGGGAACCAUGUGAGUGAGAUGCAAGAAGACACAGAAGAACUCAAUGCUCUCCUCUACUCAGAGGAUGAAAGUGAAUUUGAUGAUGAUGAUGAUGAUGAUGAUGAUGAAGUUACAAGCACUGGUCAUUCACCGAGCACAAUGACAACUAAAGAUCAACAGUAUGACUGUGAGGAAAAGAACGAAGAAGUUGCUAGCUCUGCAGGUUCAACUAAGAAACGUAAAAUUGAUAGAGUUUAUGAUGUAAUGUCACUAAUGGACACUGCAAGUUCACUAAUGCCUCGAAGAUCCCCCGAAUACGAGGACGACGCUGAAUCUAGCUGUGGAAACGAAGGAAGCCGGGAUAUGGAGGAUGUGGAUUCCUCAUGUAUCAACAAAAAGAUGAGAAAAGAGAAAAUACGCGAAACCGUCGGCAUCCUCGAGGGUUUAAUUCCUAAUGGGAAAGGCAAAGAGGCCGUUGUUGUUCUAGACAAGGCAAUUCAGUACUUAAAAGCAUUGAGAUUGAAGGCAGAGGCUGCAUUUGGGGUCAAUGCAUGCUGCUGAGAAUAUGUAUGUGAAUAGGAUGGGUUCAAUUGUAGUAUGUCUAUGUUUUUUACAUGUUAUUCUGAUAGGAAAACAAUGGUGGACCGACCACCACGUUGAAUAAGUUAGGGAACUUCAUGCAUUGGUUAGAAAUGAGCAGAAGAUUGGGUUUAAAAGGUGGAGAAGAAAGAAGAAACAACUACAACUCCCCCACCUGAAACAAGUGGAAAUGGUGGGGUUGAAAAGAGGGGUCCCUAAUAAAGAAACGCACGCCCUUGUUUACUGGUGGGCCCCCCCCGCCCCUCUCCGCCCUGCCUUUUUCUAAUGCCCACUUCCAGUGGAGUUUGUUGAAUUUGCAGGAGGUCAUGAAGCAGUCAAAGGCUUUCCACCUUCCACCUUCCGCCUGGCAGCUUUAUUAGAACUAUUGGGAUUUUGUUUCUUCCUUUGUGGAGGAAGGAGGAAGGAGGAAGGAGGAAGAAAGAAGAAAGGUUAGCCAAAAUUAGUUGCGCGUUUGUUUGGGUUUGGGUUUGGUAGUGUAGCAGCGGGUAGCGUAGUAGUGGAUUUGGUUGCGAGUUAUAAUUGUAGGGUUGGUGUGUGUAUGUAUGUAGAAGCGUCGCAUGCAAGCAUUUAUGAUAAUGAGAGCGAUGUCUUUUGUACUUUA